ACUUUAUUUUGUUGCAAUAAAUUAUAAUUCAACAUAACCUAAUCUUUUUGUUGUUAAUUGAUAAAACACACGUGUAUUGUGUUAUAGAACUAAGCUCAACAGUUGUUAUUGUUUAUUAUUAACAAUGAAAGAAGAAGUAAUGGAACAAGUUUCAACUGAAAAUGAAGAAAAAAAUGAGAUGAAAAAUCUGGAUUCAUCAAAAAAGCGUUCAUUAGAUUUGAAUGAUGUUGAAUCAAAUAAAAAAGUAAAAAUUGAACAUAACGAAGAGCCAACUUUACCAGAAAUUAAUAAAGAUAUUAAACAAGAAAAAUUGACAAAUGAUGAUGACGAAAAAAAAGCGACAUUAAAUGUAAAUAAUGAACAACCAGAAGUUGAAAAUAUUAAAAAAGAAAUGACAACAAAUGAUGACGAAGAAAAUGUAUUAACAAUAAAAGACGAUGAAAAUCCAUAUGCAUAUUUAGAUCGUGAUGAUUUUACAUCUGAAAAAUAUAAAAUUGAAGUUAGAGGAUUACCAAAAUACUAUGGUGUUAAAGAUCUUAAAAAAUUGAUAAAUGAAAAAUUAGGUCUUAUAUCUGGUAAAGUUAAACCAGCAAAACGUGGAAGUGCAUGGGCAUAUGUUUGUUUUCGUAGUCAAGAGACACAAGAUCAAGCAAUUGAAGUAAUCAAUGGAUAUACAUGGAAAAAUAAAAAAUUAACUGCCAAGAAAGCUAAGCCUGCACCAGAUCCAUUCAUAAAACGUAAAUUAGAACUGAUUGAUGAUGAAUCCAACAACAAAAUUGAAAAUGACAAAAUCACAACAAUGUCACCAGAAGAGCAAAUAAAAUCAAGUACAAUUCCACUUUGGAAUCUUUCCUAUGCUGAACAACUUGAACAAAAACAAAAAGAAAUUAGAAAAGUACUUUAUAAUAUGAGUGAAAAAAUAUUUAAAAGUAAUGAAUCACUCAGAGAAUUGUUGACAGAAAAAAAGAAAAAUAAUGAUGGUUUAAUUUGUGAAUUAAUGCCAAUAUUAAGUGCUGAUGUUACAGAUGGUUAUCGUAACAAGUGUGAAUUUACAAUUGGAAAAAGUAAAGAUGGAAGUGAAAUUUUAAUUGGAUUUAGAAUGGCAGCAUAUGCUACUGGUUCAGUGGCUGUUGGACCUAUUGAUCAUCUUUGUCAUAUACCUGAGAGUAUGAAGAAAGCAGUCAAGGUUUGUCAAGAAUUUGUUAGAAAUUCUAAUUUAGCACCUUUUAAUCCAGUCAAUCAUUCUGGCUACUGGACACAAGUUACAGUACGAACAACUCGUAAUAAUCAUUUGAUGCUUGUGAUUGCAAUAAAUCCUCAAGACAUGACAGUCGAAGAGUUGAACAAAUUGAAGAAAGAAAUUUGUGAAUUUUUUGAUAAUGAUGCUGGAAAAGAAGCCAAUGUGACAUCACUUUAUUUUCAAACGAUAAAUAAAAAGGAUAUUGGUGGUGAGGGUGGUGGAUCAAUUGAUCAUCUAAGUGGUUCAGAAUAUAUUGAGGAGACUCUUCUUGGUAUGACAUUCCGUGUAUCACCACUAGCAUUUUUUCAAGUUAAUACUGAAGGUGCUGAGUUACUGUACAAAGCAGCAAUUGACAUGGCAAAACCUGAUGACAAUACAACUGUAUUAGAUGUUUGUUGUGGUACUGGAACAAUUGGAUUAUCUUUUUCAAAGUAUUGUGGUGAAGUAUUGGGCUUGGAAAUGAUUGGAGAUGCAAUAAAAGAUGCUCGUGAAAAUGUUAAAAAAAAUAACAUUGAAAAUUGUGAAUUUUUCGUUGGUAAAGCUGAAAGUAUUUUAAAAGCAGUUAUUAAUCGUGCAAGUAAGCCAAAUGUUGUUGCUGUUGUUGAUCCUCCAAGAGCUGGUUUACAUCAACAAGCACUUUUGGCACUUCGUAGAACAAGUAAAUUGAAAAGAGUUGUAUAUAUAUCUUGUGAUCCAAAAGCAGCAGUUCAAAAUCUACUUGAUUUAGCUAAACCUAGUUCGAAACUUUAUACUGGCGAACCUUUGAUUCCUGUUAAAGCAAUUCCAGUUGACAUGUUUCCUCACACUAAACACUGUGAACUUGUUAUACUUCUUGAACGUGUAUCAAAAACGAAGGACACAUUAGAAGAAACACUAACAGAAUAAUUUAUAAAAUUACAUUUAACACAGGGUAUGUGUGUUAUGUUAAUAUUCAAUUGAUAAAUUAAUGCAUCUGAUAUUAAAAUUGACUUUGAGUAGAUUCAAGUAAUUACUCAAUUAAGUUACAAUCUCUUUAUAUUUGUUUUUUUUUUUCAAAUUGUCUUUGCCUGUUCCACAUUGUUUUAAAAAUAUUUUUUCAUUUAACGAUUGAUAAUGAUUCUGUUAAUUCAAACUCAUGUUAUUUCUAGUGUUUGAUUUUUCAACAAGCCAAUAUUUAAUUGAUUU
This is a messenger RNA of Aphidius gifuensis, 2404 nucleotides long. RefSeq names its product tRNA (uracil-5-)-methyltransferase homolog A-like. NCBI's taxonomy places the organism in Eukaryota, Metazoa, Arthropoda, Insecta, Hymenoptera, Braconidae. The transcript has 8 exons. The record is from RefSeq and is a predicted model, not a curated record. Gene Ontology annotation, biological process: RNA processing. The coding region runs from base 125 to 2125 and encodes 666 amino acids. Gene Ontology annotation, molecular function: RNA binding; RNA methyltransferase activity.